GGGCCUGGUAGUUUUGUUUUUCUGUGUUUGGGGACCCCAGCCCACUGCCGCAACCAUGCUGCGCCAAAUCAUCGGUCAGGCUAAGAAGCAUCCAAGCUUGAUCCCCCUCUUUGUAUUUAUUGGAGCUGGAAGUACUGGAGCAGCGCUGUAUGUCAUGUGCCUGGCAUUGUUCAAUCCAGAUGUCUGUUGGGAUAAAAAGAAUAACCCAGAACCCUGGAACAAAAUGGGUCCCAAUCAGCAAUACAAGUUCUACUCAGUGAAUGUAGAUUACAGCAAACUGAAGAAAGAAGGUCCAGAGUUCUAAAUGAAAUGUUUCACUAAAAAG
Molecule: messenger RNA, 325 nt
Organism: Rhinolophus ferrumequinum (greater horseshoe bat)
Lineage: Eukaryota; Metazoa; Chordata; Mammalia; Chiroptera; Rhinolophidae
Product: cytochrome c oxidase subunit NDUFA4-like
Exons: 1
Coding region: 56-304 (82 amino acids)
Source: RefSeq, a predicted model, not a curated record